CCCGGUGUACGUCUGCCAGCCAUGCGUCGGAAGGAAAUUUCGUCCGGCGCAUUUUACAAAGUUUGUUUUUAAAUUGUGCAUCUAUCGUGGCUAAUUUUGCUGCAAGGUCACCAUAAGCAUGUGCGGGAUUGGACUGUGCGUCAGACUGUGUGGAACCAGCCCGUCGAAAGACUGCGCACCUUUCCUGAGCAAUGAGACAAUUGCACUGCUAAAGCGACGGGGCCCAGAAGGAUGCCAGCUGGAAGAGGUGAAAGCAGCCAGUGCAGCUCGGUUCACGCUCCUUGCGACGGUGUUGGGGCUCAGGGGCCGCCAGCUGACACUGCAGCCCGUAAAGGAUGAGCUGGGGAACCUGCUGGCAUGGAACGGGGAGAUCUUCGGGGGCCUCAAGGUUUCGGACAAGGAGUGCGACACCAACUUUCUGCUUCACCAGCUGUCACAUUGUGCCUGCGAGUCUGAGCUGCUGAACACUGUGUCACAUAUCGAGGGACCAUGGGCAUUUGUCUACUUCAAGAGGAACGAGCAGCAGCUUUGGUUCGGGCGUGAUGUCUUUGGACGUCGAAGCCUGCUGUACCAAGUCAAGGGCACCAGUCUCACGCUUGCAUCGGUGGUGGCUCCAAAACCAAAUGAGAGCUGGACCGAGCUGCCAGCAAUCGGCAUCUACUGCCUGGACUUAAAGCAGAGCGUAGCCCAGGGACGCCUGGCCGUGCGCCUGUUCCCGUGGCACCGGCUGCCCGCGGGCGACCUGUUUGAGCCUGACGGCUGGCAGCCUGGCCCCCUCGGCGAGACUCUGCUGUGUCCCAUCGAGCCUUGGCUCAGCAGCUCUCUGAACAGGGAGCUUGGAAAUGGUCCGCCGCCCAUGCCGACCCUUGGACGGGCCUUCUUCAGGAAGGUUUUAGACGAGCACGCAGAGAUAUCGACUGCUGUGGCUGAACUGGACAAGGUGCUGUACGAGGCAGUGCGCCGCCGUCUCUCCAACCACAGCAUGGUCUGCCACUUGUGCAUGCCCAGGCAUCGUUCGGGCCUCGCUGACAUUCCAGAGUGUGGCCAUGCGUCUGUGGCUGUUCUCUUCUCCGGUGGCCUGGACUCCAUGGUCAUCGCUGCACUGUGUGCCAGGCUUCUCCCCAGGCGCUACCCCAUAGACCUGCUGAAUGUGGCCUUUGAGCACCAAGUGCACAUGAUUGACAGCCAGAGCAAGACCAAAAAGUGGUUCAAGUCCUUCGAUGCCCCUGACCGUCUCAGCGCCAAGCUAGGCCUCGACGAGCUACGUGCAGUGUUUCCUGACCGCAAGUGGAACCUCGUUGAGAUUGAUGUGGGCAAAGAAGAACUGCAGUUCGAACGCGCCAACCACAUUCGCAAGUUGAUCUACCCACUGGAGACGGUCCUGGACGAUAGCCUUGGGUGUGCCCUCUGGUUUGCCACUCGCGGGAGGGGAAGUAUCUCGGGCACUGCUCUGCCCCCUGGUGCCCCCUAUGAGAGCCCAGCAAGGGUCGUCUUCCUAGGAAUGGGUGCAGAUGAGCAGCUGGGCGGCUAUUCAAGACACAUGGUGAAGUACAAAAACUUUGGCUGGCAGGGUCUUGUUGAUGAGAUUGCCAUGGAGCUCAACAGAAUAGCCCACCGGAACCUCGGCAGGGAUGAUCGCAUAGUGUCGGACCAUGGGCGAGAAGCCAGGUUUCCAUUCCUGGACAGGGAUGUUGUCAAUUUUCUGAAUCGGGUGCCAAUUUGGAUGAAAGUGAACCCCCACCUGCCCCGAGGGAUCGGAGACAAAAUGCUACUGCGCACGCUGGCCGCAAGCCUGGGCCUCAACGAGGCUGCCUGUCGACCUAAACGGGCCAUGCAGUUUGGCUCGCGCGUUGUGCACGCCGAAGAAGACCGUGCCAAAGGUGGAGACAUCUGCAAGAAACUCAUGGACAUCGAUUUAGGAUCUGUUCCCGAGAGUGAGCGAGCUUACUGGAAAGCAUGACCACCUACCAGACACUGCAACUACAAUGUGGAAUUCAAUGCGGGCACCUACUGUGAUAUCUGGCAGAUCUGAGCCCUCUGCAUUGACUGAUGUCGAGGAGCAUCUGCUGCUGUAAAUUAUAAAUAUUAUUGUCACGGUGA
Messenger RNA from Dermacentor andersoni, 2100 nucleotides. Its product is annotated as asparagine synthetase domain-containing protein 1. Gene Ontology annotation, molecular function: asparagine synthase (glutamine-hydrolyzing) activity. NCBI's taxonomy places the organism in Eukaryota, Metazoa, Arthropoda, Arachnida, Ixodida, Ixodidae. The record is from RefSeq and is a predicted model, not a curated record.